AGAUUCAGCACAGCUGCACCGCCGGGCUGUGAGCGGCUGCAAUUGAGAACCCAAGACCAAGGGAGCUCGGGAGCGAGCGGCAGUCGCUUGCCCCGCGCCUCCCCUUCGCACAGCUGCGCGCCCCGCUCGCUUCUCUACCCCUCCCCGCUCGCCCAGGCUCCGGCUUUGCCACAGUCCCGAGCUCUGGGGUGGCGCAGGCAGCUUCGGGACUCUUCGGCGCGCCACCGCGUCUCCAGACAAAGGCUUGGCCGGCGGCCCCAGCCCGCUGCGCCCUCGGCUCACCGCCUCCCGGGCUCGCCGCUCUUCGCCCCCGCUCUCGGCUCGGCGCGCCCCGGCCGGCUGCAAAGUUUCCCAGCGGCUGCUGCGCCUCGCGUCAGCGAUGGCCGCGGAGCUGAGCAUGGGGCCCGAGCUGCCCACCAGCCCGCUGGCCAUGGAGUAUGUUAACGACUUCGACCUGCUCAAGUUCGAUGUAAAGAAGGAGCCUCUGGGGCGCGCGGAGCGCCCGGGCCGGCCCUGCACGCGCCUGCAGCCCGCCGGCUCGGUGUCGUCCACCCCGCUCAGCACGCCCUGCAGCUCGGUGCCCUCGUCGCCCAGCUUCAGCCCGACCGAACAGAAGACCCACCUGGAGGACCUGUACUGGAUGGCGAGCACCUACCAGCAGAUGAACCCGGAGGCGCUCAACCUGACGCCCGAGGACGCGGUGGAGGCGCUCAUCGGCUCGCACCCUGUGCCACAGCCCUUGCAGAGUUUCGACGGCUUCCGCGGUGCGCACCACCACCAUCAUCACCACCACCCACACCCACAUCAUGGGUACCCGGGCGCCGGCGUGACCCACGAAGAGCUGGGCCCACACGCUCACCAGCACCAUCACCACCAUCACCAAGCGUCGCCGCCGCCGUCCAAUGCUGCUAGCCCCACGCAGCAGCUGCCCACCAGCCACCCCGGGCCUGGGCCGCACGCGGCAGCCGCGGCGACGGCGUCUGGUGGUAGCGGCAGCGUAGAGGACCGCUUCUCCGACGACCAGCUCGUGUCCAUGUCCGUGCGCGAGCUGAACCGCCAUCUGCGGGGCUUCACCAAGGACGAGGUGAUCCGCCUGAAACAGAAGCGGCGGACCCUGAAGAACCGGGGCUACGCCCAGUCGUGCAGGUAUAAACGCGUCCAGCAGAAACACCACCUGGAGAAUGAGAAGACGCAGCUCAUUCAGCAGGUGGAGCAGCUUAAGCAGGAGGUGUCCCGGCUGGCCCGCGAAAGAGACGCCUACAAGGUCAAGUGCGAGAAACUCGCCAACUCCGGCUUCAGGGAGGCGGGCUCCACCAGCGACAGCCCCUCCUCUCCCGAGUUCUUUCUGUGAGUCGUGGCCAUCCCGGCCCCUGCCCUUGCCCGGCCCGGACUCCCCGCACCCAGUUCCCAGCCCCAGACUCCCCUGGACCCUGUCCCUGCCACAGCCACAGCCUUGACCUGUUUGACUUGAGGGAGAGGGAGGAAGGGCGCGCAGGACGCGGGCGACGGGAGGGCGCGCGGGCAGGCAGGGGACCUUGGCCAAGGCGAGAACGGCGCGCGCCAGCGCUGCCUCCUAGACUGGAGCAGAGCCAGAGAGAGACGAGGGGGUGGGGAGUCCCGGAGCAACUUUUCUUCAGGCUGGAGGGCUACGAGGCAUAGUCCUGAGGAGUCGCCACGGGCCGUCAGGAGACUCCUGGCUUUCUGAACUUUGUGCGUUAAGCCGGGGCCGCUACCUCACGGCCAGGAAGAGAGCAGCGAGGAGAGAGGGACCCUGGCUUCCUGGCAGGCGCGAGGCGAGGAAGGAAAGACAGACGGACCUGUCUGCCCAGGGUCCGGAGAACACUGGCUCUCAGCCCCGAGACGCGGGCCUCAGUUAGAACAUUCUGCGCGCAAAGAUCAUCAGUUUUAUUGCCUGCUCGAUUAUAUAGAAAAAUACGAAAAUCUGCAUUAAAAAUAUUAAUCCUGCAUGCUGGACAUGUAUGGUAAUAAUUUCUAUUUUGUACCAUUUUCUUGUUUAACUUUAGCAUGUUGUUGAUCAUGGAUCAUAACCCCUUGUUUCUUUGAGUGAGAAGGGAACGCAGUUUGGAAACUCCGGUGGCUGCUUGCCGGGUGUCAGUCCCGGCUGUCGGCUUGUAAAUACCCGCCUGCCAAACCGCUUAGAGAACGUGGCAGCAAACUGAGUGUCGUCUUUGUUUGGGUUUAUUAUUAUGGCAUUUUUUUUUGUAAGUAAAAAAAAAAGUUGUGGGCAUUGUGCAUCAGAAAACAACUUUGUCUUGGGCACUUUUGAAAGUUGCUUGUUUUCUCCGCUCCCCUGCCGGCACUGGGUCCUCUUUUCCCUUCCGCUUUAGUUUUCCAUUUUGUUGGUUUUGAGAGAAAGAGGACUGGGGUCCCAGAACCCCAGGACCAGGACAGGGCAGCUGCAGAGUUUCAAACCCCAAGUGGAAGGUCCUUGCUUCCACUUUGUAUUUUAUGGCUAAACGGACACCCCUAACAUGAAGGAAAGGAAAACAUCGUGUUUGCUUUUUUAAUUGCAAUCAGAACCACCCUGGGGGUCCCUUCACAACCCUCCAGGCCGCUACUAAUUGCUGGAGCCGCUGUGCCCCUAGGGAGACUGGCUUCACCAGCUGGACACUGCCCAAUGGUGACCUGAACUUGUGUUAAACCAACGUCCACACUCAGAAAGUACUGGAAACCCAAACACUGGCAAGUAAUUUUGCAACUUUCACACGUUAUGUGUGUUUCUUUCCCUGCUUUUGCGCUAUCAGGCAGAGUUAUUGGUGGUGUUCCCCCCACCCCCUUCAGUUGUAUAGUAGUUAUAGGGAAGAUCUGGGUGUUUUUCUUUAUUAUUACAUUUUUUCCUGCAGGUCAGUAAAAGGAUUUAAGUUGCACUGACAAAAAUACCAAAACGAAAGUGUAUUUUUUAGUUCCCAUUUGAAAUUGCUGGCGCUGCUGGCCGGAUGCAUUUUUGAGUUUGUAUUAGUUGAUAAAUUAACAGUAAUAACAAGAUUGUAUGAACCGCAUGGUGCUUGCAGUUUUAAAUAUUGUGGAUAUUCGUCCUGCAUCAGAAACGAGCUUUAGUUUUUACAGAUUCAACUGUGUUGAAAUCAAAUUUGCCGCAACAGAAAUUGUUUUUAUUUCAUGUAAAAUAAGGGAUCAAUUUCAAACCCUGCUUAUGAUAUGAAAAUAUUAAAACCUAGUCUAUUGUAGUUUUAUUCAGACUGGUUUCUGUUUUUUGGUUAUUAAAAUGGUUUCCUAUUUUGCUUAUUAAAAGCACGGAAAUGGU
This is a messenger RNA of Myotis lucifugus (little brown bat), 3283 nucleotides long. RefSeq names its product MAF bZIP transcription factor B (gene MAFB). Gene Ontology annotation, molecular function: DNA-binding transcription factor activity, RNA polymerase II-specific; RNA polymerase II cis-regulatory region sequence-specific DNA binding. Bases 380 to 1351 code for a protein of 323 amino acids. Gene Ontology annotation, cellular component: nucleus. The transcript has a single exon. The record is from RefSeq and is a predicted model, not a curated record. Lineage: Eukaryota; Metazoa; Chordata; Mammalia; Chiroptera; Vespertilionidae. Gene Ontology annotation, biological process: regulation of transcription by RNA polymerase II; regulation of myeloid cell differentiation.